Messenger RNA from Salvia splendens (bonfire salvia), 1168 nucleotides. Its product is annotated as 1,4-dihydroxy-2-naphthoyl-CoA thioesterase 1. The transcript has 4 exons. Gene Ontology annotation, biological process: phylloquinone biosynthetic process. Gene Ontology annotation, molecular function: 1,4-dihydroxy-2-naphthoyl-CoA thioesterase activity. The record is from RefSeq and is a predicted model, not a curated record. Gene Ontology annotation, cellular component: peroxisome. Bases 437 to 940 code for a protein of 167 amino acids. Lineage: Eukaryota; Viridiplantae; Streptophyta; Magnoliopsida; Lamiales; Lamiaceae.
CAACUAAAAUUCUUUAUAUUCAAGACAAAAGGGUCCCUGUUAAGUGUUACCUUAAUUCAACUUUAUAGAUAGAAUAUUGUUACCCAAAGUCGAAGUAAGUUUGGUAGGAAGCAGAUUGCAGAAUUUUCAUUAUGAGGGCAAUUUCGUAUUCUAACAAAAAGCAACCUUAAACAAUGCUUGCAAGAUCUGUCUGCAGGGGGAAAAUGGGGUGCUUUUGAUGGUUCAACAUCUCUGCAUCAGCAUCUCAUAUGUGGAGAGUUGUUGUUAGAAUUCAUAUGUGGUUUUGAGAGUCUAUCUUGAUCAUAAGAAACCAUACAAGUCUCCUUUGCUGUUAGGUGUUAGGUUGUCUGCUUUGUGGUUCAGUUGUUUAGGAAGAUUGGUCACUAAACGAUAUAUCCCUUAAGAUAUCAUUGGAUCGGUCUAGAGGGCUUGGAUAAUGAACCAACCACCAUCUGCGAAAGGGCCGUCUCCCUUGACAGCAGCAUCAAAGACGAAGGAGUUGGAUUUUCCACUCCACGCUCUGGGAUUUGAGAUUGAUGAUGUCUCACCUACCAAAAUUUCUGGCCACAUUGUUGUUACGACAAAAUGCUGCCAGCCCUUCAAAGUGCUACAUGGAGGAGUUUCAGCGCUGAUUGCAGAGUCGUUAGCAAGCAUGGGCGCUCAUCUGGCAUCGGGACUGCAGAGGGUGGCUGGGAUACACCUGAGCAUCAAUCACCUCAAGAGUGCUAAGUUGGGCGACUUUGUAGUUGCCGAAGCUACACCAUUCAGCGUUGGAAGAACUAUUCAGGUGUGGGAGGUGCGUCUUUGGAAACGUGAUGCUUCAAACGCAGAGAUGAAGACAUUGAUUUCAUCUUCAAGAGUUACUCUUCUGUGUAACAUGCCUGUCCCAGAAUCAGCUAAAGAUGCUGCUGAUGGUCUCAAAAAAUAUGCCAAAUUAUGAACUUCAAUUCAAUUCUUGCAUCCCACCAUUGUCUAUUAAGAAAAAUAACAGACACGUCUCUUAAAUGUAUUAUACAGAAUAAUUUGUGUGUAUAUUCACGUAUGUUUACCGGCCAAUGUAUAUUUGUCUGGAGCGGAUUAUGGGAGACAUUAAACCUUAUUCGGCAAAGCUUAUUUUGGACUUCAAAUAAAAAGGAAGCCACUUAUACCACUACUAUUAUUAAAUUUA